Messenger RNA from Prunus dulcis (almond), 986 nucleotides. RefSeq lists its product as uncharacterized. The record is from RefSeq and is a predicted model, not a curated record. Bases 1 to 921 code for a protein of 306 amino acids. The transcript has a single exon. Lineage: Eukaryota; Viridiplantae; Streptophyta; Magnoliopsida; Rosales; Rosaceae.
AUGAACCCAAAACCACCCACCAUGAAAGAAGACUACCAAAAGAAACUCACCCCCUUCAAACUACUCAAACCCAUCGCCUACCUCCUCCUCCUCCUCCUCUCCUUCACCCUUGGAUACCUCUCUUCCCCUUCUUCUCCAACAACCCCCUCUUUUUCUCCUCCCACCCCCCAACUCCCCCAACUCGUCAACCUCCCAACUCAACUCGACCACUUCCGACUCACCACCCACUGCGCCACCCCACUCCCUUCUCACCUCAUCCGCCAAACCAUCCUUGACCGCCUCUUCAACUCCACCUCCCCCUUCGUCAACUUCCCCCCUCCCUACGCCACCCCCCUCCUCCAACGCAGCCGCGUCAAAGGCUGGGGCUCAAAAGGCGCCGUUUUCCAAAACCUCAUCCAAAAAGUCCAACCCAAAACCAUCAUCGAAAUCGGCACCUUCCUUGGCGCCUCCGCCAUCCACAUGGCCCGCUUGACCAGCCAGCUCGGCCUCAAGGACACCCAGAUCCUCUGCCUCGACGACUUCCGCGGCUGGCCGGGCUUCCACAACAGGUUCGGCGGCAUCGGCCUUCUAAACGGCGACGUUUUGCUGCUCUACCAGUUCAUGCAGAACGUCGUCUCGGUCAACGCAACCGAGACGGUCUUGCCCAUUCCGUUCUCAACCGGGUCGGGUCUUGACUGGCUCUGUGAGAUGGGCGUGUACGGGGAUUUGAUCGAAGUGGAUGCGGGUCAUGAUUUUAAUUCAGCCUGGUCCGAUAUUAUUCGGGCUUACCGGCUUUUGCGGCCCGGCGGGGUUAUUUUCGGGCACGAUUAUUUUACCGCAGCGGAUGACCACGGGGUGAGGAGAGCGGUAACUUUGUUUGCCCGAGUUUACGGACUCAAGAUUAAGCUUGAUGGGCAACAUUGGGUCAUUGAAUCGAGUUAAUUAAACUUAAUUAGUAUAAAUUCUAAAUCUUAUAGAUGAGGCUUAUGGUGUUUGACUACUUGCAA